Molecule: messenger RNA, 619 nt
Organism: Aedes albopictus (Asian tiger mosquito)
Lineage: Eukaryota; Metazoa; Arthropoda; Insecta; Diptera; Culicidae
Product: histone H3-like
Exons: 2
Coding region: 1-561 (186 amino acids)
Cellular component (GO): nucleosome
Molecular function (GO): structural constituent of chromatin; DNA binding; protein heterodimerization activity
Source: RefSeq, a predicted model, not a curated record
AUGCCAAUUCGAUCGGUCGCACCCUCUUUUAUACUGGAAAUAGCCUAUAGAAUGCAACAGACGAGUAUAAAAGCAGUCCGGUUCGAGGUUUCAAUUUUAUUGUCAGUCUAUACUCCAUCGUAUUCAGUUCAAGACAAGCGCACAUCAGCAAUGGCUCGUACAAAGCAGACCGCUCGCAAAUCCACCGGAGGAAAAGCUCCCCGUAAACAGCUGGCAACGAAGGCCGCUCGCAAGAGCGCUCCAGCCACCGGAGGAGUGAAGAAGCCCCACCGUUAUCGGCCAGGAACUGUUGCCCUGCGUGAAAUCCGUCGUUACCAGAAAUCCACCGAAUUGCUGAUCCGCAAGCUGCCCUUCCAGCGGUUGGUUCGUGAAAUCGCACAGGAUUUUAAGACCGAUCUGCGCUUUCAGAGUUCGGCCGUUAUGGCCCUUCAGGAAGCCAGUGAAGCCUAUCUGGUUGGUCUGUUCGAAGACACUAAUCUGUGCGCCAUCCAUGCCAAGCGUGUAACGAUUAUGCCAAAGGACAUUCAGUUGGCUCGCCGUAUCCGCGGAGAACGUGCUUAAAAUCUGAUAAUAUUGCAAGACUGACAGAAAAACGGCCCUUUUCAGGGCCACUGAACGA